GGAGGGGGGAAAGAGGAGGAGGAGGGAGAGGGAGGAGGAGAAGAAGAAGAAAAAGAAGAAGAAGAAGACGAGGAGGCAGAAGGGGAGGAGGAGGCCAAACGGACACCAACUGAAACAAAAGUAUUUCCAAACCAGCACCCAACUCCACCUUGUGAGGGCUCCCCCAGCAUGGCUUCCGAGGAACUCUACGAGGUAGAGAGAAUUGUUGACAAGAGGAAAAACAAGAAGGGAAAACCAGAGUAUUUGGUGCGAUGGAAAGGAUACGACAGUGACGAUGAUACUUGGGAGCCAGAACAGCACCUUGUUAAUUGUGAGGAAUAUAUACAUGAAUUUAACAGACGCCACAAUGAAAAGCAGAAAGAAAGCACAUUAACCAGGACAAACAGGACCUCUCCAAAUAAUGCCCGAAAACAAAUUUCUAGAUCUACCAAUAGUUCUUUUUCAAAGACAUCUUCUAAAUCUUUAGUUAUGAGUAAAGAACAUGAGUCAAAAAAUAAUCAACUUUUUUCUGCUGCACAGAAGUUCCGGAAAAACAAUUCACCAUCUCUUUCUGGACGGAAAAAUAUGGACCUUGCAAAAUCAGGUAUUAAAAUCCUAGUGCCCAAAAGUCCAAUUAAGAGUCGGACAACAGUUGAUGGCUUCCAGAAUGAAAGCCCGGAUAAAAUGGACCAUAUAGAGCAGGAUCAAGACGACUCUGUAGCACCAGAAGUAGCAGCAGAAAAACCGGUGGGAGCUUUAUUAGGACCUGGUGCAGAGCGUGCUAGAAUGGGGAGCCGACCAAGGAUACAUCCAUUAGUGCCACAAUUGCCAGUGCCAGUAACAGCCACAAUUGCAUCAGCAUUAACAAUAAAUGGAAAAGCAUCUCCCUGUAUUCUUCCCAGUGUUCUUUACUUCCUAUUUUCUUUGUUUGGAAUCUGA
Messenger RNA from Lepidothrix coronata (blue-crowned manakin), 918 nucleotides. Its product is annotated as chromodomain Y-like protein. Bases 169 to 918 code for a protein of 249 amino acids. NCBI's taxonomy places the organism in Eukaryota, Metazoa, Chordata, Aves, Passeriformes, Pipridae. Gene Ontology annotation, molecular function: transcription corepressor activity. The transcript has 4 exons. The record is from RefSeq and is a predicted model, not a curated record. Gene Ontology annotation, cellular component: nucleus.